AUGAAACAAUUAAAGCAACUUAGUAUUAAUGAUACUGAUAUCAAUGAGGUUAACUUAACUAAAUUACCUAAUAGUUUGUGGAGAAUCGGUUGUUUGACUGAAUUAAGACCAACCUGUAAGUUAAUUGAAAUUGUUCCUUUGUUGAAAAAUCGUGAAAAGUAUGAAAUAACUGGUCAACAACUAAUCGAGAAGUUUAUUGAAAAACAACAAGCAAAAGCAAUUGAUAAAGAUAGAGAAGUUGUUUUAAAAAGUUUAACUAAUUCUCAAAAUAUUACUCUGGAAUUUUUAAUGGAAAUUGCUAAUAAUAAGUUGGUUGAUGAUAGUGCGGAAAUUGUAAAAUGCCACGGCAUUUCCCAAGACCCUAGGUCUGAGAAUUAUCUAAUGGUUAUGGACUAUAUGAAAGAUGGCAAUCUCAGGGACUUUUUAAAGAAUAGAUAUAGUGAACUAAGUUUCGAGGAUAAACUUGAGAAAUUACAUUCUAUUGCUUUUGGCAAACUAAUUAACACUAAACAAAUUACUCAAUUAUUACAAACCAGUAAAUUAAAAAGUGGCUAUGGUGAUUCUCAACAAAUAGAUUUAGAUAUUAAUGACUUUAAUUUAGAUGAGUUAAAUCUUCAAGAGGAUCUACAAGAACAAAGUUCUACCCAAGCUCAAAUCCAAAUCCCCCCUAAAUAA
Ambispora leptoticha is the source of this 675-nucleotide messenger RNA. The record is from the annotation of a GenBank genome assembly. Lineage: Eukaryota; Fungi; Glomeromycota; Glomeromycetes; Archaeosporales; Ambisporaceae.